Molecule: messenger RNA, 1629 nt
Organism: Penaeus indicus
Lineage: Eukaryota; Metazoa; Arthropoda; Malacostraca; Decapoda; Penaeidae
Product: piggyBac transposable element-derived protein 3-like
Exons: 3
Coding region: 1-1629 (542 amino acids)
Source: RefSeq, a predicted model, not a curated record
AUGGCGACUGGCUGGAGAAAAGAGAAGAGGAAUCGUGACUUCAGCAAAAUCGUCGCACCCAUGGGAACACAUCCAUUUAAAUGGAACAAAUUUGUUCCCUUCGUGCUGGAGCAUGCUAAAGAAUACCAGCGACUGCUGGCAGAAUUUAGCAAUUCUGAUUUGAGCAGCAUAUCUGAUGAUGAUGACUGGCCUUCAUCCCCAGUCCGGCGGAGAGAACUCUUUCCCGAGCUGUGUGCCAACACUGAGAGUACAGCAUCUGAUUCUGAUGAAGAGAACAACGGAAAUGCUAGAAGGCCCCCCGAAGUUACAAGUAGCACUGAGGUUACAAGAAGCACUGCAGCUGCACAGACUGGACCCAGGAGAAAUCUCAAUACUAAUGAAUGUCAUCUUUUCAGGAAAAAUAUAAACUUCAAUCACAGAUUUACUGUAGAUGUUGAUAAUCAUUCUCAGGGAACUAAUUCUCAAUCCACAGUUCUCUCCCCUGUAGAUUAUUUCAUGGCUUACCUCUCAGCUGAAAUUUUAGAUGCCUUGACUCUAGAAACACAGAAAAAAUACAUGUCCAAGCAAGGAAAGCCAUUAUCUCUAACAGUAGUUCAUCAAAUGAAAAAGUUUAUAGGAAUAAACUUCCUUAUGUCAGUAUUAAGAUUCCCUAGAAUUAAAAUGUACUGGCAAAAGAAGACAAGGAUUUCUUGUAUAGCUGAUGCCAUGGGUCGUGACAUGUUUUCAGUAAUCAGAGCUUCUCUGAAAGUCUUUGAUGAGAGUCUGUUGAAUGCAGCACAGAGGAAAUCAGACAAAUUUCAUAAAAUAAGACCACUCAUAGAUUGUGUUCGUUCACGCUGUUUGGAGUUAGACAGACCUCAGAAUGUCUCAGUUGAUGAAAUGAUCAUUCCGUUUACAGGCAGAACAAACCUUAAGCAAUUUACACCUCGGAAACCAAACCCACAUGGACUAAAGAUCUUUGUUUUGGCUAGCAGUGAUGGCCAAGUCCUAGAGUUUGAGUUCUUCCAGGGUAAGGAAGACUUACUUUUGAGUGUGCAAAGAACUGGACUUCAUCUCCCAGAGUGGGAUACCCUUAAGAUAGGAGAAGCUGCAGUCCUAAGAUUUGUAAAGUCAGUCAAUAGAGGGACUAGUUUCUUCUUUGAUAGGUUCUUUACUACACCUAAGCUCUUAGAAAUUCUCUCGUCACUAGGAAUGGGAGCUACAGGGACAAUGAAGAAGAACCUUGUGCCAAGACAGUGUCGCCUGAAGACUGAGAAUCAGUUAAAGAGAUCUGGCAGAGGUUCCUCUGACUGUGCAGUGAGAGAUGAUUCUGCUUUUUGUAUAACAGUAUGGUUUGACAAAAAACCUAUCAUCCUAGCAUCUAAUGAACAUAGUAUUCAGCCAGUAUCUACUUGUCAGAGGUGGUGUAAAAAAGAAAAACGCCACUUAGAGGUGCAACGUCCUAGGGUAGUUGAACUAUACAACUCAAAGAUGGGAGGCGUUGAUAUUAUUGACCAGGUCAUUAGCUAUUACAGAAGUGCAACACGCUCUGCAAAAUUCACUGUUCGGGCAAUGUUGCAUCUUUUGGACCUCUCUUGUGCAAAUGCAUGGUUAGAGUACAGAAAAGAUUGUGAAAAAACAAUUCUGUAG